Messenger RNA from Parnassius apollo (apollo), 717 nucleotides. NCBI's taxonomy places the organism in Eukaryota, Metazoa, Arthropoda, Insecta, Lepidoptera, Papilionidae. The record is from the annotation of a GenBank genome assembly.
AUGGGUAAGGGUGCCCGUCUGAUAAUAUGCCACGCAGGUUCUGCAAAAUAUGGCUUUGUGGAGAACGCGUUACAGGCAUUUCAAUCAAAAACCACAAAUGACUACCACGAGGAAAUGAAUGCCACUACAUUUAAAGAGUGGUUCCAGAACGUGCUUUUGCCCAGCCUACCAGAGCCUUCUGUAAUAUUCAUGGAUAAUGCCUCCUAUCACUCGGUUCAAAUACAGAAACCACCUACCCAAUCUAAUAAUAAAGAAGAAAUGGUGGCUUCGUUACAAGCAAAAGGCAUUGACGCAAAUAUGCAGAUGCUAAAACCAGAGCUAAUAAAAUUAUUUAAAGAAAAUAAAAUGGCAAAUUUGCGAUACGAAAUCGAUGAACUGGCUCUGGAGUACAGUCAUUGCGUUCUAAGAAUUCCACCGUAUCAUUACCAAUAUAACGCGAUUGAGUUAAUCUGGGCUCAAAUAAAAGGUUACGCCACCCGCCACAAUUCUUCCCCGCCAUUCAGCACGAUAAAGAUGAUGAACCUAUUAAAAGAAGCCUGCGGGGAAGUCACAAGAGAUGACUGGGCAAAGGUUGUUGAGAAGACUAAAAACCUGAUUGUGGAACAUUUUGACCGAGAUAUCAGGAUUGAUUCUGUUAUUGAUAAUAAUAUAGUUAUACAUGUAGGCGAAGAUGAUGACGAAGAGACCACCUCCUCAAGCGAAUCGAAGUCUGAUUAA